AACAUGAGCCCCAAAAAUGUUGUUUUCAAGAAGAUUUGCAAGGACAAAUCUGUGGGAGUCUACAUGGGGAAAAGAGACUUUGUGGACCGUGUCGACUCUGUGGAUCCAGUGGAUGGCGUCAUCCUCAUCGACCCUGAGGCUCUGCAGGGGAGGAAAGUGUUCGUCACCCUGUCCUGCAUCUUCCGGUACGGCAGAGACGACAUGGACGUGAUGGGAAUCGCCUUCCGCAGGGAGCUGUACCUGUCGACCCGCCAGGUGUAUCCGCCCCUGCAGGACCGCGAGAAGGGAAUCCACACCAGGACGCAGGCCAAGUUGCUGCGCAAGCUGGGAAACAACGCCUACCCGUUCUUCUUCGAGUUUCCUGACAACCUGCCGUGCUCAGUGGCGCUCCAGCCGGCGCCGCAGGAUGUCGGCAAGCAAUGUGCCGUGGAGUUUGAGAUCAAAGCGUUCAGCGCUGAGAGCCAGGACGCUAAAAUCAAGAAACGGAGCACGGUGAAGCUGAUGAUCAGGAAGGUCCAAUACGCUCCCGAAGCCGAGGGAGACGCUCCGUCUGUUGAAACCACCAGAGACUUUGUCAUGUCCGAUAAACCGCUGCAUGUCAAGGCCAGUCUGGACAAAGAGAUAUACUACCACGGCGAGGUCAUCAAAGUGAACGUCAGCGUCACAAACAACUCCAGCAAAAACAUCAAGAACAUCAUCCUCUCUGUGGAUCAGGUGGCCUCGGUGGUGUUGUACUCCAAUGACACCUACGUCAAAUGUGUGGCCAUCGAUGAACCUGGGGAUUCUGUGUCUCCUGGAGCGACGCUGCAGAAAGUCUACAAGCUGCUUCCUGUGCUGGCCAACAACAGGGAGCGGAGGGGCAUCGCUCUGGACGGAAAACUCAAGUGUGAAGACACCAACCUGGCGUCAACGAGCAUGUGA
Centropristis striata (black sea bass) is the source of this 921-nucleotide messenger RNA. RefSeq names its product S-antigen; retina and pineal gland (arrestin) a (gene saga). The transcript is spliced from 10 exons. Lineage: Eukaryota; Metazoa; Chordata; Actinopteri; Perciformes; Serranidae. Gene Ontology annotation, molecular function: G protein-coupled receptor binding. Gene Ontology annotation, cellular component: photoreceptor outer segment; photoreceptor inner segment. Gene Ontology annotation, biological process: signal transduction; G protein-coupled receptor internalization. The coding region runs from base 4 to 921 and encodes 305 amino acids. The record is from RefSeq and is a predicted model, not a curated record.